Messenger RNA from Guillardia theta CCMP2712, 2298 nucleotides. RefSeq lists its product as hypothetical. The record is from RefSeq and is a predicted model, not a curated record. NCBI's taxonomy places the organism in Eukaryota, Cryptophyceae, Pyrenomonadales, Geminigeraceae. Bases 71 to 2248 code for a protein of 725 amino acids. The transcript is spliced from 10 exons. Gene Ontology annotation, molecular function: metalloendopeptidase activity. Gene Ontology annotation, biological process: protein processing. Gene Ontology annotation, cellular component: plasma membrane.
GCGAAGUAGAGUGCAGGGCCGACGGCAAGGGGAAGUGGCAGUUGGCCAGGGAGAUCUCGAUUCGUCUGCCAUGGCAGAGCGCUUGCACAGCAUGAGCAGCAAGAACGCUGUCUUCGCCUCGCUGGGGUUCGCAGCAGCAGCAGCAGCUCUUUCAAUCAUAGGAUCCAUUGCGUUCCUUUCCCCACCUCAGAGAAUCUCAACCUUGAGUGUGCAUGACCCCCUCGGCGUCUCGAUCGCGCCACUUGGAGUGCAACGUGGGCGGGCAGCAGCAGCGCAUUUCCCAGCUUCAGUGGUGAGACAGAUGGAUUUGAGUGCAGAUCCUUGCGAAGAUUUUUAUCAGUAUGCUUGUGGUGGUUUUGAGGAACAUGUUCAAAUACCUGAGGACCUCGGGGGGUUUGCACGCUCCUGGGAUGGAGGCUCUGCCAAGAUCUACGACGAGAUGCGGAAGGUUCUCGAGAAAGACCAAGGGAAAGCAGGUGACUGGUACAGGUCUUGCAUGAUGGUGGACUAUGUCAACGAGCAAGGAGCCAAACCGUUGCAGCCCUACCUCGAACAGAUUGCGAAUAUCGAGACCUAUCAAGACCUGUGGGAAGUCAUGUCUCAGUUUCAGUUUUGGGAUGUCCCGGCGUUUUUUGAUUGGUGGGUGGGAGCUGACAACCUGGAGCCACAGCUGAUGAACUUCUACCUCGGCACCGGAGGCCUUAUUCUUCCAGACUACACCUUCUACACUGAAAAUAACGACGAGAUGAAGUCUCAUCGUGCUGCCUACCGGGAAUUCAUUGUCACCCAGCUGACUCUGGCUGGUUUGUCGAAGGAACAAGCAAACACAGAUGCUGACAUUUGCUUCGAAAUCGAAACGGAGUUGGCGAUCUAUCAGCGUUUGGAGCCAUACGUGUCUUUGAAGAAAUCCUUCAAGCAUAUCUCUCAACAGGAACUCGUCGAAUCUUAUCCCAACGUAAACUUCACGAUGCUGUUUGACCGUAUGGGGAUUUCGCAAGUGGGAACCGAGAGGAACAAUAUUGUUGUGAAAGCCCCGGAAUUCUUCCAAAGGCUGAAUGACUUCUUCGGCAAGCGGAGUGCAAAGAGUCUCAUCCCGUAUCUGCGCUGGCAUUUGGUUUACAACCUCUCGCCUCUGCUCUCGCAUGAGUUCCUCGAAGCCACUUUGAAAGUCGACGCCAACCUGAUGGGCAUCUCAAAGCAGCCUGAGCGAUGGCACAAAUGUGUAGCAGCGGCCAAGAGCGCCUUGCCGAUGAUCGUUGACCAACUCUUCAUCGAGAACUAUUUCUCGGAAGAGGACAGGAAGAUUGCUCUCACGAUGCUGGAUUACAUUCGCGAUGCCUUCAAGCAGGACCUCGAACAGGUUUCUUGGAUGUCUGAGCAGGCUCGUGAAGCUGCGUUGGAGAAGCUGGCCAACAUCUUCUUUGAGUGCGGGCACCCUCUCAAGUGGGAUGAGUGCGACUGGGAAGUGAGCCCCACCUCCUACUUCAACAAUUCCUUGGUCUCCUGCGAGCACAGGAAGAUGAAGAAGCUUGCGCGCCUGUUCUCUGCCCCACAGAGAAGGAGGUGGAGCAUGAGCGUGAUGUCAGUCAACAGCUACUACGACAACGCUGUCAACGGUCUUUUUAUCACAGCCGGGAUGCUGCAGAAGCCUUUCUUUGACGCUGAGUACGACAUGUCAAGAAACUUCGGGGGGGUAGGAGCGAUCAUGGGCCACGAGCUGACGCAUGGGUUCGACAACACUGGACGCAAGUACGAUCAGGAGAGCAGAUUAAGAGACUGGUGGGACAGGAAGACUGUAGAUGAGUUCGAAGCUCGUGGGCAGUGCAUCGCAAAGCUUUACUCCAAGUUUGAGAUGCUGGGAAUGCAUGUCAAGGGAAACCUUACUCUUGGAGAGAACAUCGCAGAUUUCGGGGGCCUCAAGGCAGCUUAUCACGCAUGGCUGAACUGGUUCAAAGACGACUUCUGCCGAGGGAUCGACAAGGAGGACAUGCCGCUCACGUUUCAGCUGUGCGAGGAGCAGGCGAAGCCAGCCAUCUGGCAGAAGCAUCUCUUCUGGGUGUCGUAUGGGCAGAACUGGUGCGACAAGGAGCGGGACCCGUCGAUGAAAAUGGCCUUGCAGACCGACGAGCACUCGCCGGACAAGUUUCGAGUCAACGGACCGCUAACGCAGAACGAAGACUUCGCCAGGGACUGGAAGUGCCCGAUCAACUCCAGGAUGAACCCCAAGGACAAGUGUGUGUUGUGGUAGGUGCAGCUAGUCUGAGUGAAUGCAUCAGUACAUAUCUAUCUACGCCUCCA